This is a messenger RNA of Exophiala mesophila, 1008 nucleotides long. RefSeq lists its product as uncharacterized. Gene Ontology annotation, cellular component: cytosol; membrane; cytoplasm. Gene Ontology annotation, molecular function: ceramide 1-phosphate binding; ceramide 1-phosphate transfer activity. Bases 131 to 784 code for a protein of 217 amino acids. The transcript has a single exon. Gene Ontology annotation, biological process: intermembrane lipid transfer; ceramide transport. Lineage: Eukaryota; Fungi; Ascomycota; Eurotiomycetes; Chaetothyriales; Herpotrichiellaceae. The record is from RefSeq and is a predicted model, not a curated record.
GUGCGGGCAGCCGACACUGACACCGUAUCCUGCACAGAAGACGGUGAGCACUCUCACACAAUCUUGAACCUCAACUUUGCUCAUUUCUAGAAUUCUCAAGUCUUUGUGUGAUCUCUCCGAGCCCGCCAACAUGUCUUCGUCCCAAAUACCAGCCGGCAAGACCUGGUUCGACACCCUCAAAGUGCAUUUCUCCGAUGUGCCCAUUGGCGCCGACCAGGGGAUUUCCACUUCCGAGUUUAUCGACGCCUCAGAAGCCACAACAACCCUCUUUGACCUUCUCGGCUCUGUGGCCUUUACCCCCGUCAAGAAUGACAUGCUGGGCAACGUGGGAAAAGUUCGGGAUCGACUGAAGGCAGCCCCCGCCGAAUCUACAACCUUGCAAUCAUUGGUAAAGGCCGAACUUGCGUCCAAAUCACACAAGGCCACUGAGGGGCUGUUGUGGUUAGUCAGAGGUCUUGACUUCACUGCUCAAGCCCUCCGAGCCGACAUCACUGCCAACGAGGGAAUCUCCGUCACGGAGCAAAAGCCGAAGAAGGAGCUGGCAGAUGGGUUCCGAACGAGCUACAAGAACACCCUGGCUCCUCACCACAGUUUCCUCGUCAAGCCAGUCUUUAGCGCUGCCAUGAGUGCAACUCCAUACCGAAAAGACUUUUACGCCAAGGUGGCCGGAGAGGGAACCAGUCCAGAGGUGGUUAAGGAGCAGUUGGAGAAAUGGGUGUCUGCAUUGGAAGAGCGGGUCAGCAUCCUCAAGACCUUCCUCGCAAGCAAGGAGGCCAAAUGGUAGAGUUGGGACAGAGACAUCGACAUCACCAUCACCAUCACCUUGGGCAGGGCUACAAUGCUGGUAGGUCAUAAAAGAAAUGGGACAUGUCUGCUACAGACCACAGGAAACAGAUAAGCGGCGUCACAUAGGGUCGAGCAUGGCUAUAUUCCGAAUCCCAGCACAGACAAUGACGAUAUUAUGAAGAUAUAGUAUAUUUCCCGUCGUGUCUAGGAAGUGCUCUCGGU